Messenger RNA from Dentiscutata heterogama, 133 nucleotides. The record is from the annotation of a GenBank genome assembly. NCBI's taxonomy places the organism in Eukaryota, Fungi, Glomeromycota, Glomeromycetes, Diversisporales, Gigasporaceae.
UUAGUUCCUAAAGAUUCUAUUAACAUUGUAUCAAAUAAUAAGGAGAUUGAUUGUGAUCAGCUUGAAAGACCACAAACAACUUUAAGCUAUGGUGUACGAUUAAGUAAUAUUGUAGAGAUUUGGGAGUUGGUUA